GGAGGCCCAAAAAGUCGGCGGGGGAGGGGACGAGCUCGCUCCUUCGCUCGCUCGCUGGACGCGCCCGGGCCGGGAAGACAGAACCGGAACCGGAACCCGCGCGCGCGCUCGUAAUUGUCGCGCGGCCCCCACCGCCGGCGGCCUCCUCCGCCCUCCACGCGCGCUCCCGCGAGGGCCCCCAGGACCCGGUGAGCCGGCCUUGCGCUGGGAGUGCUGCAGUCGCCGCCGCUCCGGGACCGGGGCUUCCAGGCCGGGCCGGACGGGGACCUCCAGCUCGUCGCGGGAACCGCUGCCUACCGGAGUGUCGGGGAGGAGCCGCCGCCUCCUGUGCCGAUUGCGGAAGAGUCCGGGCCUUAAAGGGAUGGGGAUCAGCUUGCGGCGCUGAGAGACCCGGUCCCUGUCACCUCGGACUGCGGGACCCCCUCCCCCCGGCUCGUUCCAGCGCCCGGACCCUGGUGGGGGCGGCGAGGAAGACCAGAGGGGCCCCGGGCCCGGGGACAUGGGGCGGCGCGAGCCCGGCGCGGGACGGUCCGAGACUCGGCCGAGAGUGCGGCCGCGAGCCGCUGGCAGCCCCAGAUAGAGAGCCGGGACCAGAGGGCCUUGCCCUGCCGCGGUUGGCAGUUCGAGGCCCCGCGACUCCGGAGCAGGAGCCGACGCCCGUCCCCGACCCGAUUCCACCCCAGCCCCGGAGGGAUUCUCGCGUCCCCUCCCCACGGCUCGCGGACUUCCCUCUGUGACGAAGUUUUCCCCUUAUGCCUUCUGGAGGAUUUUAUCGCUAGCUCUAGAACUGCCUUCUGGCUGACUUUUCUCGGUUUGUUUUGGGAGAUAACUUGUUUUGCUCCAACCCGCAUUCCCUUUCCUUGACCCCCAUCAAUCGGAUGUUCUAGAUGACUGAAUGGAGUUUUGAGUUGGACUUUUGUGCCCUUGCCGGAAUUGGGCCUGAUCCUAGAGUACUGGGGGUGGGGUGGAGGUGUUACUGUAAAAUGCAAGUUGGAUAAAAGGAGGACCUCUCGCCAAGGGCCCCAAUGAGUGGCACACAGUCGACUAUCACGGACAGGUUUCCCCUCAAAAAACCUAUAAGGCAUGGAAGUAUUUUGAACCGAGAGUCACCAACAGAUAAGAAGCAGAAAGUUGAACGCAGUGCAUCACAUGAUUUUGAUCCCACAGAUAGUUCCUCCAAGAAGACAAAGUCUAGUUCAGAGGAGAGUAGAUCGGAGAUCUAUGGUCUUGUUCAGCGUUGUGUAAUCAUCCAGAAAGAUGACAAUGGAUUUGGGCUGACAGUCAGUGGAGACAAUCCGGUCUUCGUACAGUCUGUGAAAGAAGAUGGAGCAGCCAUGCGGGCUGGAGUACAGACAGGUGAUCGAAUCAUCAAGGUCAAUGGAACUCUGGUGACUCAUUCAAACCAUUUGGAGGUGGUGAAGCUAAUCAAAUCUGGUUCCUAUGUAGCUCUCACUGUUCAGGGACGCCCUCCUGGGUCUCCCCAGAUUCCACUUGCUGAUUCUGAAGUAGAACCAUCAGUCAUUGGACAUAUGUCUCCCAUCAUGACAUCCCCUCACUCACCUGGAGCAUCUGGGAAUAUGGAGCGAAUCACUAGUCCUGUGCUUAUGGGGGAGGAAAAUAAUGUGGUUCAUAACCAGAAAGUAGAAAUUCUGAGAAAAAUGUUACAGAAAGAACAGGAACGACUACAGUUAUUGCAGGAAGAUUACAACCGAACACCUGCCCAAAGAUUGCUAAAAGAGAUCCAAGAAGCCAAGAAACACAUUCCUCAGCUGCAAGAGCAGUUAUCCAAAGCCACAGGCUCUGCUCAGGAUGGAGCCAUAGUUACACCCUCCAGGCCUUUAGGUGAUGUCUUAACAGGCAAUGAGGCAGAAAUAGAACCUGGUGAUGGACUGGGCAGGACUGACUGGAGCAGUGGAGAUGCAUCUCGGCCUAGUAGUGACAGUGCAGAUAGUCCCAAGAGUGGCAUGAAAGAGAGGAUUUAUCUAGAGGAAAGCCCAGAGAAAAGUGAAGCAAUUCAGGACACUCAGGACACACAGUCACUUGUUGGGAGUCCCUCAACCCGUGUAGCACCUCAUAUUAUUGGAGCAGAGGAUGAUGAUUUUGGUACUGAACACGAACAGAUCAACGGGCAGUGCAGUUGUUUCCAGAGCAUUGAGUUGCUAAAAUCUCGCCCUGCUCACUUGGCUGUUUUCUUACACCAUGUAGUUUCACAGUUUGACCCUGCAACAUUGCUCUGUUAUCUCUAUUCAGACCUGUAUAAACAGACCAAUUCCAAAGAAACUCGUCGCAUCUUUCUUGAGUUUCAUCAGUUCUUCCUGGAUCGAUCUGCUCACCUGAAAGUUUCUGUUCCUGAUGAAAUAUCUGUAGAUCUAGAAAAGAGGAGACCUGAACUUAUUCCUGAGGAUCUGCACCGCCACUAUAUCCAAACUAUGCAAGAAAGAGUCCACCCAGAAGUUCAGAGGCACUUGGAAGAUUUUCGGCAGAAACGUAGUAUGGGACUGACCUUGGCUGAAAGUGAGCUGACUAAACUUGAUGCAGAGCGAGACAAGGACCGGGUAAUUUUGGAGAAGGAACGGGCAUGUGCAGAACAGAUCAUUGCCAAAAUCGAAGAAGUGUUGAUGACUGCUCAGGCUGUAGAAGAAGAAAAGAGUUCCACAAUGCAGUAUGUUAUUCUCAUGUAUAUGAAGCAUUUGGGAGUAAAAGUGAAAGAACCUCGAAAUUUGGAACACAAGCGGGGUCGGAUUGGAUUUCUUCCAAAAAUCAAGCAAAGUAUGAAGAAAGAUAGAGAAGGCGAAGAAAAAGGGAAGCGAAGAGGAUUCCCUAGCAUUCUUGGACCCCCAAGGAGACCAAGUCGUCACGACAAUAGUGCAAUUGGCAGGGCCAUGGAACUACAGAAGCCACGCCACCCUAAGCAUUUAUCCACACCCUCAUCUGUGAGUCCAGAACCCCAGGACUCUGCUAAGGUGCGGCCGUGUGGCUUAGCAAAUGAAGGAACAGACAUUGGAUACCUUCCUGCCAAUUCCGUGUCCUCUGUGGCUUCAGUGUCCACUCUUUCCCAAGAAGGAGGGAAAGAGAAUGAUAUGGGAUCAAAACAAGUUGGAGAAACACCAGCAUCUGGAGACUCAUUGGAUGGCACACCUCGUACUCCCAAUACCAUCUUUGAUUUUCCACCUCCUGCAUUAGACCAAGUGCAGGAGGAGGAGUGUGAGGUAGAAAGGGUGAUGGAACAUGGGACACCAAAACCCUUUAGAAAGUUUGACAGCAUAGCCUUUGGAGAAAGUCAAAGUGAGGAUGAACAAUUUGAAAAUGACCUAGAGACAGAUCCACCCAACUGGCAGCAGCUUGUUAGUAGAGAAGUGUUAUUGGGACUCAAACCUUGUGAGAUCAAAAGACAGGAAGUGAUUAAUGAAUUGUUCUACACUGAGAGAGCUCAUGUCCGAACUUUGAAGGUUCUUGAUCAAGUAUUCUAUCAGCGAGUAUCCAGAGAAGGAAUUCUUUCACCUUCAGAACUACGGAAGAUUUUUUCAAACUUGGAAGAUAUUCUUCAACUUCAUGUUGGGCUGAAUGAACAAAUGAAGGCUGUUAGAAAGAGGAAUGAAACCUCUGUUAUUGAUCACAUUGGGGAAGAUCUGUUGACCUGGUUCAGUGGACCAGGAGAGGAGAAGUUGAAACAUGCUGCCGCUACAUUUUGCAGUAAUCAGCCUUUCGCUCUGGAAAUGAUCAAGUCUCGUCAGAAAAAGGAUUCUCGAUUCCAGACUUUUGUACAAGAUGCCGAGAGUAAUCCACUGUGUCGUCGUCUUCAGCUGAAAGAUAUCAUUCCCACCCAAAUGCAGAGGCUUACUAAGUACCCACUUCUUUUGGAUAACAUUGCCAAAUACACAGAAUGGCCAAUGGAAAGGGAGAAGGUGAAGAAAGCUGCAGAUCACUGUCGUCAAAUCUUAAAUUAUGUAAAUCAGGCUGUCAAGGAGGCAGAAAACAAGCAGCGCUUAGAAGAUUAUCAGCGUCGCCUUGAUACCUCCAAUCUGAAGUUAUCAGAGUACCCAAAUGUUGAAGAGCUCAGGAAUUUGGAUUUAACAAAAAGGAAGAUGAUUCAUGAAGGACCAUUGGUUUGGAAGGUGAAUAGAGACAAAAGUAUUGAUCUGUACACAUUGCUGCUGGAGGACAUUCUUGUUUUGUUACAAAAACAGGAUGAUAGGCUGGUGUUAAGGUGUCAUAGUAAGAUUCUGGCAUCUACAGCUGAUAGUAAACACACAUUUAGUCCUGUCAUUAAGUUGAAUACAGUGUUGGUUCGACAAGUGGCAACAGAUAACAAAGCUUUAUUCGUCAUCUCCAUGUCAGACAAUGGAGCCCAAAUUUAUGAAUUGGUGGCACAGACAGUUUCUGAAAAGACUGUCUGGCAGGAUCUAAUCUGUCGAAUGGCUGCAUCAGUGAAGGAGCAGUCCUCAAAGCCAAUUCCAUUACAGUCACCGGCUUGCGAAGGAGACAAUGAUGAAGAAGAACCACCAAAAUUAAAAGUGGAACAGCAUGGCAUUUCAGUCACUGGUCUACAGAGUCCAGACAGAGAUUUGGGAUUAGAAUCUCCCUUAAUAUCAUCAAAACCUCAGUCUCAUUCACUGAGUAUCUCUGGGAAAUCAGAGGCAGAUGAUCUCUUUGUGACUGAGAGACAGUUUGCAAAGGAACAGCAUACAGAUGGGACACUAAAAGGAAGUGGAGAAAAUUAUCAAAUCACAAUCCCAGAUUCACACUUGCCUGUCUCAGAAGAACGGUGGGCGUUGGAUGCACUAAGGAAUUUGGGUCUUUUGAAGCAGUUGCUGGUACAGCAGCUAGGUUUGACUGAGAAGAACACUCAGGAAGACUGGCAGCAUUUCCCAAGAUACAGGACAGCCUCUCAGGGGGUGCAGGCAGAUAGUGGAAUCCAGAACUCUGAAAAUAUUAAGGCUUAUCCUGGUGAAGGACAGAUGCCCUUUAGAACUGGAACUGGUGACAUUGCAGCUUGUUACAGUCCACGGACUUCAACUGAAUCUUCUGCUCCACGGGAUUCAGUGGUACUGGCAUCCCAAGAUAGCCAGGCAAGUAACAUUUUAGUAAUGGACCACAUGAUUAUGACCCCAGAGAUGCCUGCCACAGAGCCAGAAGGGGGUCUUGAUGAGAGUGGAGAGCACUUUUUUGAUGCCCGUGAAGCACAUAGUGAUGAUAAUCCAUCAGAAGGUGAUGGAGCAGUUAAAAAGGAAGAGAAGGAUGUUAAUUUACGCAUCUCAGGAAACUGUUUGAUCCUCGAUGGCUAUGAAACAGUGCAGGAGAGCUCCACAGAUGAGGAGGUUGCUUCCUCAUUUACCCUGCAGCCUGUGACAGGCAUCCCCUCUAUGGACUCCACCCACCAUCAGCAGCAUUCUCCCCAAAAUGCUCAUUAUGAUGGGGCAGGUUCACCAUUCACCCCAGAAUUCCUGGUCCAGCGGCGCUGGGGAACUAUGGAGGAUUCCUGUUUUGAGAUCCAGAGUCCUUCCUCUUAUACAGAUUCACAAAGCCAGAUCAUGGAGUACAUUCAUAAGAUAGAGGCUGACCUUGAACACUUAAAGAAGGUGGAGGAAAGUUACACCAUUCUUUGCCAAAGGCUGGCUGGAUCAGCCCUCACAGAGAAGCACUCAGAUAAAAGUUAAAGCCGAGUGUCCUGGAGGUGACUGGAGGUUGUUGGAUUUUGAGCAUUGGCCUUGUAUCAACCACAUCCUGGUUCCAGUGUGGACACAGAGUGUGACAGAGGAUCUGCCUGAGAACCAUUUGGGGUUAACCAUGUCCCGGGGUGCCCAGAGCAGGACUAGUUCUUCAAAGUCUGGCAGCUGCACUGGUCUGUCAGUGAGGGAAUGUCCAUUCUCUCACGCUCCUCUCCUCACUGUCGGAAAGUCGUUUUGAUUCAGAACAAAAACCAAAUGUAUAGAGCUUUGGGUGUAGGAUAUGAAAUUGUACUUAGACGUAAGAAAAAGAGAAAAUCAGAUGUAUUUAUUUGACUUCAUUCCGUAUUUGAAAGCACAUUUUAAUUUUUAUUUUGCCUUGUUUUAUUUUAAUUGAGUAGUGAGAGUUUUGGCCCUUUGUAUUUAGUAUACCCAAGGAUCAAUUGCUCCUGAAGCAAAAAGGUUAGGAUGGGGUAUUAGGAGGUUGGGUAGAGAGGAGAUGAAAUGAAGAGGGAGGAGAAGCAUCUCAUCUUCACUAAUUGUAUUCCAUAUCCUCUGCUGUCCAGCAGGCUGCUUCUCUGAGGGUCACCUCAAAGGCAUGGUGGUCCCUGUGUGCAGAUGUGAGCUGUGUGCUGCCCAUCGGACAGAGAGUAGGUGGGCUUCCUCCCACCCUAAUGCAAGCACUGCUUCUCUGUAGCUGGGAUAUACCCCCAAUUAACAGGAAUCCUCAACAUACUAAAUAGCAGGCACUUGAAAAUGGGUGUAUUUUCUUCUGUUUUCAUCUUUUCUAUUGAGGGUUGGGAUUUGGGAGGGAGAGGAAAGCAAAUUUUUAUUUUCUUGACUAUAAAUUUGUUAUUCUUGGUAUUGUUUCAUUUUUAUAAUUCUAUAUUAGACUUUGGCACUUGUGUAAAAUCAUUCCUGCACAUUAAGCAGGAAGUAAGAACAAACAAAUGGAAAUGCUUCAGUGGUGGUGGGGUUGCUAAGGAAGGGUGGGAUGGGGGUGGGUAAAGAGUAGGAAGGUUAUCUAAAAUGAAUCACUACUGAGUUGAACCAUGGCUAUCAUUAGCCACGGGUACUGCUGAUUAUAAGGCCAGUAAAAUAUUAGUACCUGGAGGUUUGACUCUAAUUUUUUGCACUGAUGGUGCCAAAGGGCUCUUUGAGUCACAAAGAGAACUAGGGGUGGAGUGAGAAAGAUGUGGUGGAGGAGGCAGAACUGCUCGCCACCAGCUCCAGAAUCACUUCCUCUGACCUCACUGCCGCAGUUCUGUCCAUACUGGGCCGUGACUGACCUUAGGAAUUGCAGACCAGAGCGUACACUGGAUACUGCAGGCAAGGUGUUGGUAACUGCCUGCUCUAGGAUGAAUAGCAGUAUUGGCAGCGCCUACAGAGGAUAUAUGUCAGAAUUAUAACUUGAGAACUCCUUCAUUUAUAUUGGCUUUCUGUGGUUUUCUCUGUACAUUAGGUAAAUAUGUUUUUGGAGUAUUUUGCCAACUAAAGUGAACUCAUUUGUCAAAGUUGUAAAUUCUGUUAAUAAAGAAGGAGUUCAUUCAUUGCUCACA
This is a messenger RNA of Sciurus carolinensis (gray squirrel), 7225 nucleotides long. RefSeq names its product Rho guanine nucleotide exchange factor 12 (gene Arhgef12). The transcript is spliced from 41 exons. The record is from RefSeq and is a predicted model, not a curated record. Bases 1026 to 5657 code for a protein of 1543 amino acids. Gene Ontology annotation, biological process: G protein-coupled receptor signaling pathway; Rho protein signal transduction. Gene Ontology annotation, cellular component: cytoplasm. Lineage: Eukaryota; Metazoa; Chordata; Mammalia; Rodentia; Sciuridae. Gene Ontology annotation, molecular function: guanyl-nucleotide exchange factor activity; GTPase activator activity; G protein-coupled receptor binding.